AUGGUCACGCCGCUGCCCCGCUUCCGCGCCCGGGGCUUCCGCGGCGCGGCGCGUGGCGCGCCGGCCGAGGUACCGCUCGCCGUCAGGCGGACGUGGCAGCAGCCGAUGCUGGUCGCCGCCGCCGCCGAGCCGGAGCCUGCCGUGCCGACCCACUUCUUGUGCCCGAUAUCUCUUGAUAUGAUGCGGGACCCCGUGACGGCGCCGACGGGGAUCACGUACGACCGGGAGAGCGUGGAGGGGUGGCUGGAGCGCGGCCACGCCACGUGCCCCGUCACCGGCCGGCCGCUGCGGCUGGAGGAGCUCGUCCCUAACCACGCCACGAGGAGGGUGAUCCAGGAGUGGUGCGUCGCCAACCGGGGGCUCGGGAUAGAGCGCGUGCCCACGCCCCGCGUCCCGGUCUCCGCUUUCGACGCGUCCGAGCUUCUGGAGGCGGUGUGCGCGGCCGCGAGGCGCGGCGACGGGCCGAGGUGCCGGGAGCUGGUCGCGAGGGCCAGGGCGCUCGGGAAGGAGAGCGAGCGCAACCGCCGGUGCUUCGUGUCCGCCAGCGCCGCCCGCGCGCUCUCGUCGACGUAUUGCCAUCUUGCCGGCCAGCGGGUGGUGCCAGCGACGGCCCUAGAGGAGAUCCUGGCGGCGAUGGUCGUGUUCUUGCCUCUUGACGAGGAGUCCAGGCGCCACAUUGCCUCCCCGGCGUCGCUGGGAUCCGUCGUGUCUAUCCUCUCCCACAGCGAGCCCCUAGCGCGGGUCAGCGCCGUCGUCGUUCUCCGCGAGAUCGCCUCCUCAUCCGACCGGCAGUGCCUCGAGGCGAUGUCAAAGACCACCGGCAUAUACGCGGCGCUCGUCAAGCUCCUGGAGAAACCCGUCUCGCCCCAGGCCACCAAGGCGGCGCUGGUGACCGCGUACUACCUCGUCACGCACACCGAGCUCGCCGCGUCCUGCCUCGUCGACCUCGGCGCGGUGCGGCUCCUCCUCGAGCUGCUGGUGGACGCCGACAAGGGCGCGACGGAGAAGGCGCUGGCCCUGCUGGACGGCCUGCUCCUCACAAGCAAGGGCCGCGACGAGGCGUACGCGCAGGCGCUGGCCGUGCCGGUGAUCGUGAAGAAGAUGCAGCACGUGUCGGACAUGGCGACGGAGUUCGCCGUGUCGGCGCUGUGGCGGCUGUGCAAGAACUCCCCGGCGGAGGGCGGCGGGUGCAAGGCCGAGGCGCUGCAGGUCGGCGCGUUCCAGAAGCUGCUCCUGCUGCUGCAGGUGGGCUGCGAGGGCGCCACCAAGGAGCGGGCCAGCGAGCUGCUCAGGAUCCUCAAUGGAUCCAGGGACGGCGCCGAGUGCAUCGACACGCUGGAUUUCAAGGCGCUCAAGAGACCCUUCUGA
Molecule: messenger RNA, 1368 nt
Organism: Triticum turgidum subsp. durum (durum wheat)
Lineage: Eukaryota; Viridiplantae; Streptophyta; Magnoliopsida; Poales; Poaceae
Source: the annotation of a GenBank genome assembly